AUGUCUUCUUCUUCUGAAGAAGAUUCCCCCAAGCCCCUCGGCAAGAAGGGCGUAACAAAGAAGGCGGCGGCCUCGGACUCGAAGAGCGCUGAAUCGAAAAUGCACACGCAUCGACGAUCGCGGAAUGGCUGCUACACCUGUCGAAUUCGAAGAAAGAAAUGCGAAGAAGGCAGGCCGUCUUGCAAGGCAUGCAGGAACUUGGGCCUGCAAUGCUACUACAAGCGGCCGACGUGGUGGGGCAAUGUCGAGAUGCGGAGGGAGGAAAAGGAACAAAUGAAAGAGGUCAUCAAGCAAACUCAACUGUCCAAGAAGGCUGCGCAAGCCCAGCAGCAGCGACAACAGGCGUCCACGUCUGCGCAGCCCAGCUUGUGCGGGUCGAUGCCGCCACCGCCGCCGGUCGCGGACUAUUUCGCAGACUCAAUACCGCACAGCCGUCGGCCAUCGAUCCUGUCGCCAUUCUCUUACGACUUCCCUCAGAUUUCCCCAGACGACUUCCUGGAGCUCCAGCCGCCGCAGUCGAUCAUGUCGCAUGGUCCCUAUCCGAUGUUCUCGCCCUACGAGAUUGACAUCAAGACGGAACGCCAAAUUUACGUCAACGACGUGCCCACGCGCAGGGAUUCGACAAUCUCGACGUUCAACACCUACCAGCCUCCUCCACUGUCUGAUGGUAUGCUGGCAUACCCAGAAGACAGCUGGGUGCAGCAGGAACAUCACGAGAGCUUCCAAGAAUCCUUCACGGAAGAGCCGGUGGACUUUAACUUUUUCCAAUUCCCGCAUGGCUCCAUGAGUCCGGACCACGAGACGGUCAUCAACGUCGAAGAGUGCGACAAGCACCUGCUCAAUCACUUCUUGGACAAGGUGCUGAAGUUGAUAUUCCCCAUCCUCGACGCCAAUCAGCAUGGCUCCGCUCGGGCGGACGUCAUCUUGCCAGCCUUAGAGUCGAAUACGGCUUAUCUGAGCUGUUGUCUGAGCAUCGCUGCGGCGCAUAAGAAGGCAACAGAAGGCUUGAGCGGAGAGCAGAUCGACAAUGAUAUCGUCCGACAUCGAUUUGCCGUCGUCUCCGAACUCGUCGAUGCAUUGAAAGAGGAUGUGAAUCAUGCGGGCAUCCUCGAGGCGACACUAGGCAUGAUCUUCUUCCAGUGCUCCGUGGGUCGACCGGAGGAUGUCCUGCCAGAUAUUCCCUGGCAUCAGCACUUCGAAGCUGCGACGAGUCUCGUGAUGAAGCUUGAUCUCCCGAGCGCGGUAUUGAAUCUGGGAGAUAACGGGUUCAUACAGCCGCCAUUCAACAUGACACUGGCCUCUUGGGUUGACAUCCUCGGCUCGACAAUGUUAGGUCGCUCGCCAACCUUCGCUGACACCUACCGCGAGUUAAACCUCCGGCGCGGGAGUGCUGGCUUGGCCGAACUGAUGGGCUGCGACGACACGAUCAUGUUUCUGAUCUCGGAGAUUGCGUGUCUUGACAUGCAGAAGCGCGAGGGGGCUGUGAGCGAGCUACAGCUGUGCAACUAUGUCACGCAUCUGGCGGACGCCAUCACUUUAUCCCAGCCUCCACCAGGUGCCGUGCAGAGUUGUUUCUCCAGCACAGGAGCCAUCCGGCCGAAGCAGCUGACGACGAACAUCUCCGCCGUCUUCCGCGUGGCAGCACGUGUCUACCUCUGCGCGCUCGUGCCCGGGUUCGAGCCGCGUCAGCCGAGCAUGUGCCAUCUCAUCUCGCAGUUCGCGGAAUUCAUGAACUUCAUCCCGGCCGGCCCAGAAGGGUUUGAUCGGUCACUCGUCUGGCCCCUCCUCGUCGCUGGCUCUGUGUCGGUAGAGGGUUCCCCAUUCCGCACCAUGUUCGAACAGCGCUCCAAGCGGCUGGGUGAUGGGUCGAAGUUCGGCUCUUUCGGGAGGAUCAGCGAACUGCUGAAGGAUAUCUGGCAGAUCAACGACGCCGCCGCGGCGAGGGGUGAGUACCAGGGCGUCCACUGGCGGGACGUGAUGCAGCAGAAGGGCUGGGACUUCUUGCUCAUAUAG
Molecule: messenger RNA, 2013 nt
Organism: Neohortaea acidophila
Lineage: Eukaryota; Fungi; Ascomycota; Dothideomycetes; Mycosphaerellales; Teratosphaeriaceae
Product: fungal-specific transcription factor domain-containing protein
Exons: 2
Coding region: 1-2013 (670 amino acids)
Biological process (GO): positive regulation of transcription by RNA polymerase II
Cellular component (GO): nucleus
Molecular function (GO): zinc ion binding; transcription cis-regulatory region binding; DNA-binding transcription factor activity, RNA polymerase II-specific
Source: RefSeq, a predicted model, not a curated record